Molecule: messenger RNA, 1077 nt
Organism: Sclerotinia sclerotiorum 1980 UF-70
Lineage: Eukaryota; Fungi; Ascomycota; Leotiomycetes; Helotiales; Sclerotiniaceae
Exons: 7
Coding region: 1-1077 (358 amino acids)
Biological process (GO): magnesium ion transport
Cellular component (GO): membrane
Molecular function (GO): magnesium ion transmembrane transporter activity
Source: RefSeq, a predicted model, not a curated record
AUGUUGGAAGACAAGGCUGGCGUUAGCCGUUACCUCGACUAUGGCGAUAGGUAUGAAACUACGAAUCAUAGCACAAGUUUUGUCAUCACCAAAAAGGGGUUAAUGGAUGCCGAAGAAAGACACGGCUUCGAGGGAGACGGGUUCACAUAUUUGAGGAGUCCAAUAUGGUGGGGUGGCAUAAUAGCAUUAAUUGUGGGAGAAAUAGCAAAUUUUGCGGCGUAUGCGUUCGCCCCAGCGAUUCUGGUCACACCUCUCGGAGCGCUCAGUGUCUUGAUUGGAGCGGUGCUAGGGUCAUACUUUCUGGAAGAGAAACUGGGUACCUUGGGGAAGUUGGGCUGCGCAAUAUGCUUGAUAGGAUCGGUCAUUAUUGUCCUUCACGCGCCGCCAGACAAGGAGAUCAAGAGAAUAGACGAGAUUCUUCACUAUGCUAUUCAGCCGGGAUUUCUUUCGUUUUGCCUCUUUGUUGCAGUUUUUGCAGUCGUUAUGAUUUACAGGGUCGCCCCAAAGUAUGGCAAGAAGAAUCCGCUCGUGUACUUGUCAAUUUGUUCAACCGUUGGCGGUAUUUCAGUCAUCGUAAACCCACUUUACUAUGUCUGUUUUACGACCGCAACACUUACUGCUUCAUUUAUCUUGUACGGCGGUUUUAACACUUCUGAUGCGGUCAACACGAUUUCACUUCUAUGCGGAUUUCUCGUCAUUUUUACAGGAGUCUACCUACUGAACGUCUCGAGAACCGACCCCGAAGGAAACAAGAUAAUGUCCGGUGCAGACGGCAUCGCGACCGACCCUCUUUCUGGCAUAUCAACGAGACGAAGUAUGCAAGCCCGACGAAGCAAUGAUCCACACAGGAUGAGCAUGGGAAGCAAUGGGUAUGGCCGAGGAGACAGAGAAGGGCUGAUCCACGCGUACGACGAAGAAGAGAACGCAGGGUUUGGUCUUGCGGACCUAGGAGAAGACAGCGAUGACGAUCCGCUACCACCGCGAGCUAUGAAUGGGAAAAUCAAUGGACAUGGCAGUAAGAGGAGUAUCAGCGAGCCAUCAGAACAGAGGAGGCCGAGCAGAUCAUCCACCCGGUGA